This is a messenger RNA of Punctularia strigosozonata HHB-11173 SS5, 960 nucleotides long. Its product is annotated as mitochondrial FAD carrier protein. Gene Ontology annotation, molecular function: FAD transmembrane transporter activity; folic acid transmembrane transporter activity. Gene Ontology annotation, biological process: nucleotide transport; folate import into mitochondrion. Gene Ontology annotation, cellular component: mitochondrion. The record is from RefSeq and is a predicted model, not a curated record. The coding region runs from base 1 to 960 and encodes 319 amino acids. NCBI's taxonomy places the organism in Eukaryota, Fungi, Basidiomycota, Agaricomycetes, Corticiales, Punctulariaceae. The transcript is spliced from 7 exons.
AUGAGCCAACCACCGCGCAGCUUCUUCCCGACUUCAGACAUCGACCAUGCCGUGGCAGGUCUCGGAGCGGGAGUCGUCGCGGUCCUGUGCAUGCACCCGCUCGACCUGCUCAAGGUCAAGCUCCAGGUCGCGACAACCCCACCGAAGGGUGGCAUAGGGCGUAACAUAUGGAGAUCGCUCACGGAUAUCAAACAUGAGGGCGGGUGGAAGGGUUUGUAUCGAGGCGUUGUCCCGAAUAUUGCGGGCAAUGCGAGCAGUUGGGGACUUUACUUCUUACUGUACAAUUACUUGAAAAGACAUGGGACGGGCAACGACCCCAACAACAAGCUCUCGGCGGGCAAAUAUCUCAUGUAUUCAGCGGAAGCGAGUGCCGUAACUGCUAUCGUGACCAACCCCAUAUGGGUGGUCAAAGUUCGCAUGUUCACGACCCGACCGGACGAUCCCCACUCGUAUCGGGGACUAUGGCAUGGUCUAUCGACGAUAGCGCGUACUGACGGUGUGCGUGGGCUUUGGCGGGGCACCUCCCUUGCCCUCGUAGGCGUCAGCAACGGCGCGAUCCAGUUCAUGGCCUACGAAGAAAUGAAGCGGUGGGGGUUCGAGCGCAAGAAGAGGCAGUUUGCGAAGGAAGGAAAGCCGUAUACCGCGGCCGACGAUAAACUUUCGAACACAUCCUACACCCUCAUGUCCGGCGCGUCUAAACUGUUCGCGUUAAGUACUACGUACCCGUAUCAGGUCAUCCGAUCGCGGAUACAGAACAAUGCCACCACUCACUUAUACCCUACCAUACCCGCGUGCAUAAAACGGACCUUUGCCGAGGAAGGCUUCAAGGGCUUCUUCCGUGGUUUAGGCACGAACUUCGUCCGCGUCCUCCCCGGUACAUGCGUUACAUUCGUCGUAUACGAAAACCUUGCGUGGCUAUUCCGGACGUCGGCCGCCAAGGGCUGGAGCUUUGGACAUUGA